Messenger RNA from Nicotiana tabacum (common tobacco), 914 nucleotides. Its product is annotated as RING-H2 finger protein ATL48-like. The record is from RefSeq and is a predicted model, not a curated record. NCBI's taxonomy places the organism in Eukaryota, Viridiplantae, Streptophyta, Magnoliopsida, Solanales, Solanaceae.
GGGAAAAAAGAAAAGAAAAAGAGGAGGAAAGAGGGGAAGAGAGCGGCACACGUAGUUACACUUCAGACCUCAAAGACUCGAGACUAAAACGACUCGGGGGAAGAGAGGAAAACAGAAACGAGAAAAUUAGAUUUGAAAAAGGAAAAACAAAAUCCAAAGUUGUUGGAUAUCUAUUAUAUAGGGGGAAUUGAGAUAGAAGAAGGAUGGGAAUGGCUGAUUCAGAACUGGAUUCAAUCUUUCCCGAUACCAAGCGCCACCGUAACCCUCUUGUUCCUAUUGGUGCCUUUGUCACUGCAGGAGUGCUCACAGCAGGGCUAAUUAGUUUCAAGCGGGGAAAUUCUCAAUUAGGUCAGCAACUAAUGAGAGCUAGAGUUCUUGCUCAAGGUGGUACAGUUGUGCUGAUGGUUGGGUCAGCGUAUUACUAUGGAGAUAGUUUUAAGCGUGAUGGGUGACUACCAACCAUGGCUGUGGACUUCUCUGAUUCUCCUGUUUGGAGUUGCAUUCAGCGGGGAAAAGGGAUUCCAUAUUUGCUAGGAGGUAGUUCUUUUCAUGGCUGGCAUUGCCGCCCAACCACUCCCGCACCUCACUGGAAAAAAAGUAGAGGAAAAUAAAUAACAGAGUGAAAAUAAUGAUGUGUUUAUGGUUUUUUAAGGGGGGACUUGACUGUCGCGCUUUCUCUCUGAUUUACGUAGUUUUAAUUUUGAUGUUAGUUGAAAUUGAGUUAAUUGUGGCUUCUUGAGGGUUAGUUUAAAGCUCCGAACUCGAAAAAACUCUUAUUCUCGAGCUUUGCUGAUGAGUGUUAUAGUGUCCCACAUUGGAUAUAAAUAGGUUUGUAAGAAGGUUCACCUAUUGCUUUAGGUUUUGAAAUGGAUGUUCAAAAUUCUUUUCAAUUAUUUUUGGCUUUUUAUUUUUUA